Trichobilharzia szidati is the source of this 312-nucleotide messenger RNA. The record is from the annotation of a GenBank genome assembly. Lineage: Eukaryota; Metazoa; Platyhelminthes; Trematoda; Strigeidida; Schistosomatidae.
AUGCAAUACAUUUUUCUAGAGAUCAAAACGCCUCAAAAGACUCCUGAACCAAUACAAUCCAAUACGAAAUAUACUGCCCUUAAACAGUCAUCUAAUAACGAAGUCGAUGAAACAUACAAAUCUAAUGGUGAAGCUUCCACUUCUACUACAGCCUCCCCUCAAACACCCCGUUAUAUACCUGUGACAAUUUUAGAAGAUAGUCAGCCAGUACGGUGUGUUGCAUUUCAUCCUUCUGGACGAUUUUAUGCUGUUGGUUCAAAUAGUAAAUUUCUACGUGUAUGUCAAUCUCCUAGUGUACAGCAUUUAAGGUGA